AAGGAAGGAAGGAAGGAAGGAAGGAAGGAAGGAAGGAAGGAAGGAAGGAAGGAAGGAGGAACCCACCACUGAUUUCCGUCCCAUACCUUUGUUACCCACGGACAAAUCUGUGAACUCAUGCGAGAAAACCAGAUUUAUGUAACAUUUUUGGAGAGAGAGAGAGAGAGAGAGAGAGAGAGAGAGAGAGAGAGAGAAAUGGUAGUGGGCUUCCCUUCCUACAACUGUCACCUCCUCCCCCAUCCUCUGCGCUUCGCCAAUGGGCUUCUCCAUCCCUCCUCAUCUACCACGUGUCCCCCUCCCCAAUACCUUAUCUCCCGUCCCUACCUCUCCUCCUCCUCCUCCUCCAGAAAGCCUGCCCCUCCCUCUUCCAUGGUAUAUAACCAAGCACUGAGCAGAUGAAGACCAGACACCAGAACAAGACCAGACAGAAAGCUUCCCUUGUCUUUCCAUCACCGCCACCGCCGCCACCACCAGCAAGAUGAAAUUUUUCACCGCUAUUGCCCUCCUGUGCCUACUGGUCAGCGCCGCCCUGGCCAUGCCUUAUCCUGACGCCGAGCCUGACGCACUAGCCUUCAG
Messenger RNA from Portunus trituberculatus (swimming crab), 576 nucleotides. RefSeq names its product histidine-rich glycoprotein-like. NCBI's taxonomy places the organism in Eukaryota, Metazoa, Arthropoda, Malacostraca, Decapoda, Portunidae. The record is from RefSeq and is a predicted model, not a curated record.